Molecule: messenger RNA, 5295 nt
Organism: Camelus dromedarius (Arabian camel)
Lineage: Eukaryota; Metazoa; Chordata; Mammalia; Artiodactyla; Camelidae
Gene: PGBD2
Product: piggyBac transposable element derived 2
Exons: 2
Coding region: 51-1823 (590 amino acids)
Molecular function (GO): sequence-specific DNA binding
Source: RefSeq, a predicted model, not a curated record
CAGGUUUUUAGACCCUGUGAGUGAAGACAGCCUCGUGUUCCCAGUAUAUCAUGGCUUCAUCUUCAAGCAGCCUCACUCCUGGGAGAGGUGCUGGCUCAAAGCUCAAGUCCAUGAAGUUGCUCGAGGUUCUGAAUGCCCUGGAGGAAGACGAAUCUGGCCACGGCAGGGAGGAGAUCUUCAUCGCACCACCCAGUAACGCUGCAGGGGACUUCACUGAUGAGGACUCGGGCGAUGAAGAUGGCCGGCGAGGAACCCACCUGCCCGGCAGCGUGCUGCACGCCUUUGUUGUGCCCGAGGACUCUGGCCCCAGCGAGGAUGAGGAGGACCUGCAGCCAGCCAGGAAGAAGCGGAGGGCAGGAGUGGAGCCUCAGCGCAUUUGGACGAAAAGAGACAUCCGGCCGGACUUCAGCAGCUGGACAGCAUCAGAUCCUCAUAUGGAAGAUCUCAGAAGCCAGGAGCUGAGUCCUGUGGGCCUCUUUGAAUUGUUUUUUGAUGAAGGCACAAUUAAUUUUAUUGUUGAUGAAACCAAUCGUUAUGCUUGUCAGAAAAAUGUCAGCCUGGGUCUCACGGCCCAGGAGUUGAAGUGUGUUCUGGGCAUUUUGAUCUUGAGCGGGUACAUCUCCUACCCAAGGAGAAGGAUGUUUUGGGAAACGUCUCCUGAUUCCCAUCACCAUCUCGUGGCUGAUGCAAUCCGGAGGGACCGGUUUGAGCUGAUCUUCUCAUACCUGCAUUUUGCAGAUAAUAACGGGCUGGAUGAAAGUGACCGGUUUGCCAAGGUCAGGCCUCUCAUCGUCCGGAUGAACCGCAAUUUCCAGAAGCACGCGCCCUUGGAAGAGUUCUACAGCUUCGGCGAGUCCACGUGUGAGUACUUCGGACACCGGGGAUCCAAGCAGCUGCCCGCAGGGAAGCCUGUGCGCCUGGGCUACAAGAUCUGGUGUGGGACGACCAGCAGAGGCUACCUGGUGUGGUUCGAGCCCUCGCAGGGCACGCUGUUCACGAAGCCCGGCAGGGGCCUGGACCUGGGAGGCAGCAUGGUGGUCAAAUUUGUAGAUGCACUUCAGGCACGUGGCUGUCUGCCGUACCACAUAUUUUUGGACAAGGUUUUUACAAGUGUCAAACUGAUGUCCAUUUUGAGGAAGAAAGGAGUGAAGGCGACAGGAACUGUCCGUGAGUACAGAACCGAGCGAUGUCCCCUUAAAGAUCCCAAGGAACUGAAGAAGUUGAAGAGGGGUUCGUUUGAUUACAAAGUGGAUGAGAGCGAGGAGAUCAUUGUCUGCCGCUGGCAUGACAGCCGCGUGGUCAACAUCUGCUCCAACGCGGUGGGCAUAGAGCCGGUGGGGCUGAGCAGCCAUCACUCGGGGGCGGCCAGAACGCAGUCCCAGGUCCACCAGCCGUCCCUGGUGAGGCUGUACCAGGAGAAGGUGGGGGGUGUCGGCCGGAUGGACCAGAACAUCGCCAAGUAUAAGGUGAAGAUCCGGGGUAUGAAGUGGUACUCGAGUUUCAUUGGCUAUGUCAUCGACGCCGCUCUUAACAACGCGUGGCAGCUGCACCGGAUAUGCUGCCGAGAUGCCCAGGUGGACCUCCUAGCCUUCCGGAGGUACGUGGCCUGUGUGUACCUGGAGAGCAACGCGGACACGUCGUCCCAGGGGAGGCGAAGCCGGAGGCUGGAAACCGAGAGCCGCUUCGACAUGAUUGGGCACUGGAUCAUCCACCAGGAUAAGAGGACCCGCUGUGCCCUCUGCCACUCACAGACCAACACCCGCUGUGAGAAGUGCCAGAAGGGCGUGCAUGCCAAGUGCUUCAGGGCGUACCACAUCCGGUGAGGCGUGCCCCACAGGUCCCCCCCCCCCCCGCAGGUCUGCCUUAUGCUGAGAUGUUUACAGCUGAUGACAUGCAGCACUUGGAGCACUUGUAGUUUGUGUUGGAAAAAAAAAAAAGACCCGAAUCCUUGAUGAUUUGGUUUUGUAUGUUUCCCCGUCUUCAUUACAGUUUACCGUUUCAUUGUCUGUUGUGUCUACAUGUACUAUAAAUUAAUAUUUAUAUUAGUAAUUGUAAAUAUUUAUGGAUAUGUAUUUUAUACUGUUACUUAUUUCAAUUUACAGGCCCCCUUUUUAUUCAUAUAAAAACUUUGCUUUGGAGUAUAGCUGAGUCCCGGUAAGAACAAGUAAAUGUAAUCCAAAACUUCAGAGAAACUUUCAUAGUGUAUGCUGUCAAUUGUAAUCUAACGUUUAGGCAACGGUAUAUAAAUGUGUCAGUAUGAUGAAGGAUAUCUUAAUCAUAUUUAUUUCACUUUAAUCUAAUGCUAGGAAACUGUCCAGAGAUAGAUGAUCUGUCAUGUAUUUAUCCAGAUGGCUAGAUUUGUAGAGUUCGUAUUUUCUUGAUAAAAAGUAUUUUCCUAAUACGUGUAUAUCCAAGUGGAAUCCGUUUUUAUAAAUAAUGUGAGGUAGGAAGUUUUUUUUCCCCCAAAUGGACUGUCGGCAUCAUUUACUAAAAGUUUUAUUAUAUAUUUCCCCAAUGAUUUAAAUUCUGUCUUUAAAAAUUCCUGAACUUUGGAGGAAAAUAUUGAAACAGAAAAAGUUUAUGUUGGAGAAGCUAGUGGAAUAUAUUCCAGAAGAAUUAAAGAAAUACAUGUAAAAAUUUGAACUUAUCAGAAAUCUAAGAGAGCAUGUUGAGUGUCAUCUCUUUAUUUGGGAAGGAACUUUACAACAGCACACAUAUGAAUGGAGCACAUCAAUGUAUUUGAUUGUGAAGAACUGAAUUGACAUCUGUUAUCAAAGGUAAAGUGCAAAGAAAUUGAGAAGAUGUAUUCCAAAUUAUUACAUUUUUGGUAUAAUAUCCUCAGUGUAAAGACAUCUCAUAAACACAUAGAUGGCAAGGGUAAAAUGUGUAAGGGUAAAGAAAUGUGAUGAAAGAUGAAAAAUGAAUGAACAGUGAAGUAAUGGAAGAAAAAAAACGAAUGAACAGUGAAGAAAUGGACGAGGCUUCACUCUGGUGGCCAUAAAAUGCAAAGAUAAGCAAUUGCUAGGUAUCUUUUAUUAAAGAAAUGAAUUUGUUUAUUUGUACAUAAUUACACUGCUGUGAGUGUAGAAAGGCGGCAGACUCUUGGAAUAUCUGAGGGAGUGUGACUCUGCACAGCCUUUCUGAAGGCAAUUUAAGAGUCCAUCCUAACUCUUAAAAAUUGCUCACACCCACAGAAAAGCAAAUAUUUAGUCCAUAGUGAUCUAAAUAAAUUAAAGAGGGUGGGGAAGGCAUAGGUCCUCCCUUCAGUAGGGACCUAAUUAAUAAAUACAGAAGGAAGGAUGGAAAUAAAAUACUGCUAUUUGGCAAACACCCCAGUGGUAAUUUUAGGGCAUUACACAUAUUUAUUACACAUUUUACCCUUGCCAUCUAUGUGUUUAUGAGAUGUCUUUACACUGAGGAUAUUAUACCAAAAAUGUAAUAAUUUGGAAUACAUCUUCUCAAUUUCUUUGCACUUCACCUUUGAUAACAUGUCAAUUUCACAGUUCUUCACAAUCAAAUACAUUGAUGUGCUCCAUUCAUAUGUGUGCUGUUGUAAAGUUCCUUCCCAAAUAAAGAGAUGACACUCAACAUGCUCUCUUAGAUUUCUGAUAAGUUCAAAUACAAUUUCCUUGUAUUUUCUUCUCUGUGUUUUUUUUCUUAACUUUUUUUGUUGAGUUAUAACCAUUUUACAAUGUUGUGUCAAAUUCCAGUGUAGAGCACAAUUUUUCAGUUAUACAUGAGCAUGUAUAUAUUCAUUGUCACAUUUUUUUCUCUGUGAGCUACCAUAAGAUCUUGUAUAUAUUUCCCUGUGCUACACACUAUAAUCUUGUUUAUCUAUUCUACAUUUUGAAAUCCCACUUUGUCUCUUCCCACCCCCCGGCUCCUUGGCAACCACAAGUUUCUAUUCUAUGUCUAUGAGUCUGUUUCUGUUUUGAACUUACUUUUUAUUCUUUUUUUUAAUUCCACAUAUGAGUGAUCUCAUAUGGUAUUUUUCUUUCUCUUUCUGGCUUACUUCACUUAGAAUGACAUGCUCCAGGAACAUCCAUGUUGCUGCAAAUGGCAUGAUGUUGUUGGUUUUUAUGACUGAAUAGUAUUCCAUUGUGUACAUAUACCACUUCUUUAUCCAGUCAGCUGUUGAUGGACAUUUAGGUUGUUUCCAUGUCUUGGCUAUUGUAAAUAGUGCUGCUAUGAACAUUGGGGUGCAGGUGUCAUCCUGAAGUAGGGUUCCUUCUGGAUAUAUGCCCAGGAGCGGGAUUACUGGGUCACAUGGUAAGUCUAUUCCUAGUCUUUUGAGGAAUCCCCAUACUGUUUUCCACAGUGGCUGCACCAAAAUGCAUUCCCACCAGCAGUGUAGGAGGGUUCCCUUUUCUCCACAGCCUCUCCAGCAUUUAUCAUUUGUGGACUUUUGAAUGAUGGCCAUUCUGACUGGUGUGAGGUGAUACCUCAUUGUAGUUUUGAUUUGAAUUUCUCUGAUAAUUAGUGAUAUUGAGCAUUUUCUCAUGUGCCUAUUGAACAAUUAGUAUGUCUUCCUUGGAGAAUUGCUUGUUUAGGUCUUUUGCUCAUUUCUGAAUUUGGUUGUUUGUUUUUCUCUUAUUAAGUCAUAUGAGCUGCUUAUAUUUUCUGGAGAUCGAGCCUUUGUCAGUUUCACUUGCAAGAAUUUUCUCCCAUUCUGUAGGUUGUCAUUUUGUUUUUCUUAUGGUUUCCUUUGCUGUGUAGAAGCUUCUGUUUCAUUAGGCCCCAUUUGUUUAUUCUUGCUUUUAUUUCUAUUGCUUGAGUAGACUGCCCUAGGAGAGCAUUUUUGAGAUGUAUGUCAGAUAAUGUCUUGCCUACAUUUUCUUCUAGGAGGUUUAUUGUAUCUUAACAUAUUUUAAAGUGCACAGUACCUUAUUAUUGACUAUAGGUGCUAUGUUUACUACAGAUCUCUGAAACUUACGUAGCAUAGCCAAACUUUAUAUCCAUUGAACAACGCCCCAUUUACUCCUCUCCCCAGCCCUUCGCAGCAACCACUCUACUUUCUGUGCCUAUGAGUUUGUCUAUUUUCAAUUCCACAUGUAAAUUGAAAUUAUGCAUUAUUUGUCCUUCUGUGACUGGCUAAUUUCACCUAAGCAUAAUAGCCUCAAGUUUCACCCAUGUUGUUGUAAAUGGUAGAGUACUUUCUUUUUUAUGGAUGAAUAAUAUUCAAUUGUAUGCAAAUACCAGGUUUUCUUUAUCCAUUCAUCUAUGAGUACACAUUUGUGUUGUUUCUAUAUUUUGGCUACUGUGAAUGACGCUACAAUAAACUUAAGAGUGAAGAUA